Spinacia oleracea (spinach) is the source of this 1281-nucleotide messenger RNA. RefSeq lists its product as uncharacterized. The transcript has 2 exons. Lineage: Eukaryota; Viridiplantae; Streptophyta; Magnoliopsida; Caryophyllales; Amaranthaceae. The record is from RefSeq and is a predicted model, not a curated record. Bases 1 to 1146 code for a protein of 381 amino acids.
AUGGAAUUCUCUCUAAAAUCUGUGUUCAUCUUUUGCCUUCUUACAACCCUUAUUUUCUCUCUCCAAACAUAUGCUAGAAAUGAGCAAUUCUCUAGCAAGGUUACUCGAAACCGAGACGACACCACUACCACCACCGCUACCGCCACGGCAAACACCGAAAAAAAUUACUUGAACAGCAAGGAAGAUGAUUUUGUACCCUUAGAACAUCAAGAUGAACAGCCCACAAUUCCUCAAAACACCGAAGCUGAAUUACUUGAACAGGGAUCAAACGGCUGUUCAUCUUUCUCUUUGGAGGCUCAAGCAGAGGUAGUUGACUCGCUAAAGCUCAAGGAAGAUGAUUUUGUACCCUUAGAACAUCACUAUGAACAGCCCACAAUUCCUCAAAACACCAAAGCUGGUUACGGCCUUUACGGCCAUUAUACCGACCUAGAUCACCCUUCUACCACCACCACCACCACCACCACCACCACCAGCACCACCAACACCACCACGCCAAACACUAAAACCAAUUACUUGAACGGCAAGGAAGAUGAUUUUGUACCCUUAGAACAUCAAGAUGAACAGCCCACAAUUCUUCAAAACACCGAAGCUGGUUACGGCCUUUACGGCCAUUAUACGGACCUAGUUCACCCUUCCACCACCACCACCACCAGCACCACCACCACCACUACGCCGAACACUAAAACCAAUUACUUGAACGGCAAGGAAGAUGAUUUUGUACCCUUAGAACAUCAAGAUGAACAUCCCACGAUUCCUCAAAAUACUGAAGCUGAUUACGGCCUUUACAGUCACGAGACCGACGUAGACCACCAUUCCACCACCACCACCACCACCACCACCGCCACCACAACUUUUUUUUACGACAUUAACAUGGAUGAGAAUCACUACGAUAACAAAUAUGAGAAUUUGAAUAACUACGACAAGAAAAAGAGCGAGCUUAAACAACAAGGGAUGAGUGAUACAAGGUUCAUGUAUAAUGGAAAAUAUUUCUACGACAUUGAGGCAGAAAUUAACAACAAGAAUUACGUCUCUUACAACACUGAUUACAACACUAAUGGUAACAAAGAGACGAAUUACGAGGAAGUUUAUGACAACAACAAGAUAAAUGACAAAGUUAUUGAGCUUAUUGUAAUGAUGGUUUUUUAAAUAUUUCUGUUUGUGUAAUUGUGUCUAUGUUUUGUGUGAAAAUGAAGAUGUUUGAUUAUUCUAAAUAUUUUAAUGAAAACUAAAUGCAUAUUGUUCACUUUUUUUUCAAAAAUGUAUGUGGCCAUGAUCUAAGAA